AUGGCACAGUACGGAUACGGUGGAAGGCCGAACCCCUUUGACCAACGCGACGAUGCUCCCUCAUACGGCGCCCCCAUGAGGCAGCCCCAGCCUCCUGCCGCCUACGGCCAGAGCGCCCCCUACGGCGGAGGCCGCGACUAUAAUCAGGCCCCCCCCAUGGAGGGCGGUUAUGCAGGCGGAAACGUCGAGAUGGCCCCCCUCGCUCAAAAUGCCGGCUCCUUUGCCGCCGGCAACCCCAACAAUAUUCUCAACGAAUGCAGAGAAAUCGACCGCGGCAUCGACGACGUCGAGCAUAACCUCGAGCAGCUCCGCAUGAUCCAGAAGCGCACUCUGGACGACGCCGACGGCUCCUCGUCGAGCGCUGCCAACCGCCAGCUCGACGCCCUCUCUUCAGAAACCAUGGCUCUCUACCGCAGCCUCACCGAACGCAUCCGAACCAUAAAGUCCAGUCCCGACUCGCGCACCCCCAAGAACAACCCUCAGGUCAGCCGCGUCGACCGCCGCCUCAAGGCUGCUAUCCAGCAGUACCAGCAGGUUGAGUCGCAGUUCCGCAAGCGUACCCAGGACCAAAUGGCCCGUCAGUACCGCAUCGUCCGCCCCGACGCCUCCGAGGCAGAAGUCCGUGCCGCCGUUGAGGACACCAGCGGCGGCCAGGUCUUUAGCCAGGCUUUGAUGCAGAGCGACCGCCAGGGACGGGCCCGUGCAGCCCUGUCCGCCGUGCAGGACCGCCAUGCCGCCUUGGUCAAGAUUGAGCAGCAGAUGGUGGAGCUGUCGCAGCUCUUCCAGGACAUGGACACCUUGGUCGUCCAGCAAGAGGCCGCUGUCAUGCAGAUUGAGCAAAAGGGCGAGGAGGUUGUCGACAACCUGGACAAGGGCAAUGAGGAAAUGGGUGUGGCCGUCAACACGGCUCGCAAGACGAGGAAGAAGAAGUGGAUCUGCUUGGGCAUUUCCGAUGCAGUUAUCAUCCUCAUCAUCAUCGUCGUCGUUGUGCUCAUCUACGUCUUUGUCAUUCGGGGGACGAAUGGAGGCGGCAACGACGCCAAGCCUGCCGGCUCAAGGCGAGCUUUAGAAGGAUUCCACGACUUAGGCAAGCGCAUGCCCGUCGUCCAAGACGCCGCGGAAAACGUGGCUCUGCUGGCGCGUCAGCAACUCCAUCUUCCUCCCGCAGCGCCAUGA
Messenger RNA from Hirsutella rhossiliensis, 1176 nucleotides. RefSeq names its product syntaxin domain-containing protein. Gene Ontology annotation, molecular function: SNAP receptor activity; SNARE binding. Gene Ontology annotation, cellular component: SNARE complex; endomembrane system; plasma membrane. The record is from RefSeq and is a predicted model, not a curated record. Bases 1 to 1176 code for a protein of 391 amino acids. Gene Ontology annotation, biological process: intracellular protein transport; exocytosis; vesicle fusion. The transcript has 4 exons. NCBI's taxonomy places the organism in Eukaryota, Fungi, Ascomycota, Sordariomycetes, Hypocreales, Ophiocordycipitaceae.